Abrus precatorius (Indian licorice) is the source of this 1706-nucleotide messenger RNA. RefSeq names its product tyrosine-specific transport protein-like. Lineage: Eukaryota; Viridiplantae; Streptophyta; Magnoliopsida; Fabales; Fabaceae. Bases 43 to 1530 code for a protein of 495 amino acids. The transcript has 8 exons. Gene Ontology annotation, biological process: amino acid transmembrane transport. The record is from RefSeq and is a predicted model, not a curated record.
CACCAUACAAUUGAUUCACCUUAGCCAUUUGCUCUUUUUCUCAUGGAUUCACGAUGCAUUACUUCAUCUUCCACUUUUCAUUUAUGUCUCAAAAUCAAGAGAUGUGCAAAACCAAAUCCAUCGUGGGCAAGAAAUCCACUUAAGAACACAACCACCAUCACAACAACUGGCUUUAAAAUGGGCAACCUCAACUGGCAACAGCAAAGGCCAGUGAUUAGAAGAAAGACCCAGAAAUGCUCCACUCAGUUCAGCAAAAACACUACUAGCUUUAGCAAAGUAGCUGAGAAGAAAGAGGGUACUGUUGCUGGUGCAGUUGCUAUUGUCAUUGGCACUAGUAUUGGUACUGGAAUUCUUGCUCUUCCAGCAAAAGCCUUCCCUGCAGGACUUAUUCCAAGUUCUAUAGCAGUGAUAGUUUGCUGGAUUUUCCUCCUUGUUGAAGCAUUUUUGCUAGUUGAAAUUAAUGUGAGUUUGAUGAGAAAGAGAGAAAGAAAAGAAAAAGACAAUGAGUUGGAAGUUAUUUCUAUAAGAACCAUGGCCCAAGAAACACUUGGGGACUUAGGUGGCACAUUAGCUACUAUUGCCUAUGUUUUCUUGGGAUAUAGUUCCAUGGUUGCAUAUAGUUCCAAGUCUGGGGAGAUCCUUUUCCAAUUCAUCAACCUCCCAGCACCAGUUUCUGGCUGUCUUUUCACUUUACUCUUCACAAUGCUUGUCUCAAUUUGGGGAACUCGUGCAACUGAUCAAGUCAACCAAUAUUUAACAGCUUCUAUGAUUGGUUUAUUGUUGGCUAUUGAGGUGUUAGCUGUUGUGUUUGGAGGAUGGUCAGGAGUUGGGGGCAUUAGUGACUGGGAAAAGAUUCCAGCAACAAUUCCUGUGAUUAUUUUUUCCUUGGUGUUUCAUGAUCUCGCACCAUUUCUCUGUGCUUAUUUGGAAGGUGACCUUCGUCGUGUAAAAGUUUCAGUUUUCCUCGGUAGCCUUGUGCCACUGGUGGCAUUGCUUGUCUGGGAUGCAAUUGCACUUGGUCUUGCAGCUGAAGCAGAAAAUGUAGUUGAUCCGGUUGAACUGUUAUAUAGGUUAAAAUGGAGUGGCGUUUCUGUUAUGGUGGGCGCCUUCUCACUUUUAGCAGUAGGUACAUCACUUAUUUGCACCCUCCUAGGCUUCUUAGAGUUCUUCAAGGAGCAACUCAGAAACCAAACCUGGCAUUCCUCUCCAGCAAAAGAGAGAAAUUGGUGGGCCAGGAACAAAAUGAAUGUCACAGCUGUGACAAUGGUAGUUGCUCCUUCUCUCUUUGUCUCAACAAUAUUUCCAGAUGCAUUCUCUGCUGCCACAGAUGUUGCUGGGAGCUAUUGCAUGACAGUGCUCUAUGGAGUUCUCCCACCUGCAAUGGCAUGGGCAAUGCACAAGAGGGAACCUGAACUUUCUGGUCAAAAGAACUUAUUAAAUGCAAAUCCAGCGCUUUUUGUGGCUGAACUAUUUGCAUGUGGCAUUGUAUUGGAGCAAAUUCUGCAAGAUAUAUUAGUACUUCACUCGUAAUAAUAAAUACCUUUCUCUUGUUUAAACAUAAUAAAUAUAAUUUGGAGUCUGGAGGAGAAGGUUUUCCUGAUAAGGCCUGCUUUUGCAAUAGAGUCGUGUGUGUUGAAUUUGAAGGAAAGAAGAUAUGUCAUGGUGCCAAAGGUUGAAUCUGAAGCAUUUUUAAGAAAUAUAGAACU